AUGACAUCCCAUUUAUGCAUCAUUGGUAAAAAGUUGACUUCGGGUACGUUUUAUUCGGGAGAUCGGCUCCAGGGUGGACGUCAUACCUCAGAGCAAAAGACGCGAACUUUUCACAGAAGCGCAUCAUGGAACUAUGGGGAUGAGACAGGACAUUGCGAAAUGGUCCAAAGAAUGCCAAAAGUGCAUUUGUGCAUAACACAUAAAGUAAAUACUCCUCCGCUGAAGCCGGCGUUCGAAAUAGUUGGUAUUGACUUGCUCGAAGAUGGGCUUAUCGAGUCGGGGAACAGAUAUAUAGUCACGAUCAUAGACCACUUCACAAGUUUCUCGGGGCCUACCAGUGCCAAACAAAGAGCUGAAACAGUGGCAGAAGUUCUUUUCAGCCAGUGGAUUUGCGCGCGCAGGAAGAUGGCCGGAAACAGUACUCUCAGAUCGUGGAACGAUUUUGAGAAUGCUGUCGUUACUGCUUUAUGUGAAAUAAUGGGCACAUAUGUGAAGAAACGAUUGUGUCCCAAACUAAGCCACGAAUAA
Molecule: messenger RNA, 528 nt
Organism: Ostertagia ostertagi
Lineage: Eukaryota; Metazoa; Nematoda; Chromadorea; Rhabditida; Trichostrongylidae
Source: the annotation of a GenBank genome assembly